AUGGCAGGAAAUACCGAGGAGUUGUGCCAGGCGGUGCUGGGCUUUGUCACCGAAGGGACCUAUCCCGAGGAGAGUGUAGUUGCUGGUAACUUCCCGGCAGCUGCUCUCGCCAGGGAGCUCGAGCUUAUAUCGAAGGCACGUGAGCAGGUAGAGAAUGAGAUUAGCUCCUUGAGUCGCGAGAACACCUUCGAUGCCGACGACUGGAUUAUCCAAGCGAAACAACUUCACGCCGACAUAGAACGCUCAAGAUUAACUGCGCGAGAAAUAGUCGCGCAGCAUGAGCAUACCGAACCCCUGCAGGCGAAAGUUGAAGAUGCGAGAGCGAAAGUCACCUUGGUUGAGACGGAGAUUGCCUUCAAUCAGGCCGUAGCGGAUACCCUAGAGGAGGUGCACCGCUUGUGCCAGCAGCUGGAAACAGGGCGAGCUGCUCUCAGAAGUGGCCAGAUCACCACCGCCAUUGAACAAUUGGAGUCUACCGACGCAGCUGUUGGAAAGGAUGCCUUCUUUACGAAUACAAAUGUGAUGGGUAUACUCUCCGAUGAGGUGUCACUGUUACGAUCGGAGAUUGUUGAGGCCCUUCUUUCGCGCUGGGCUGAUCAAUUGAAAGUUGACCGACAACAAGGCGAAUUCCAUGUCUCUAGCGGAGAUGCAGAUGCCGGUUCUAUUGAGAGCACUAUUACGUCGCUGGCCCGACUAGAUAUACUCACAUCCUCCAUCGAGAAACUGCAAAGGGACCUCUUUUCGGCGAUCGUAAAUCCGAUCUUGCUACCUCACCCUAAUGGAACUAGCCAUGGUGUGGUGGUGACGGAGACUAGCAUUCGCAUUGAGCCUGAGGCCUCAAAGGCGACCGCACUGGAGACCUUGGAUCGCCUUUCCAGCGUUUUGGGCUACUUGCGACAAAAUCUACCGUCAUCGGUGUCCGCGACUUUCUCCGAAUCAUUCAUUGCGAUUAUUUCCUCAAAGGCAAUCUGCGAGUGGCUGUCCCCUGCUAUUCCCACCGAUCUAGGUGGCCUCGCCGAGUUUGAGAAUAUCCUGAGUCAUGUUUCACAGUUCACCCAGCAGAUAGAGUCGUGGGGUUGGACUGGCCAAGAAGAACUCGUCUCGUGGGUCAACCAAGCUCCACGCCUGUGGUUGACUCGGCGUAGAGUCGACUCGCUCGAUAGCGUCCGCAAAGUCCUUGCCGCCAGUCAGGGAACAACGAAACAGGUCGAACGAAUUGAAAGAGGAAAGGUUUCACAAGCUGAAGGUGCUUUAUUGGAGAAUGCCGGCAAUGAGGACUGGGACGCCCACUGGGAUGACGAUAAAGAAGAUGAGCCCAAGAAAGCAGAAACAGCAAAGCCUGAUGAAGAAGAGGAAGAUGUUAGUGCGUGGGGUCUAGAUGACGAGGACGUCGAGGAGACUCCCGAUGCCAAACCAGAAGCAGCUGCUUCUGCGGAAGAUGAUGACGAUGAUGCCUGGGGCUGGGGGGAUGAGGAUGAAGAUGACCAUAAAGUUGAUAAUAAGCCUUCGGAGCCCCAGAAAACAUCAUCGACAAACGCAACCGACACGAAGAAUACAACUCAAUUUGUAUCACCAAAGGAAGUUACCCUGAAGGAAGUCUUCACAAUCACCGAUAUCCCAGAGUCUGUUCUUAAGGUCGUUCAGCAGCAAAUCACCGAUUCGAAGGAUAUUUCGCAGCCUGCCUACGCCAAUUCCCGCGUCGCUUCUUCUGGUGCUGGUCUUCUUGCAUUGCCAACCUUGAUCCUGGCUAUGUUCAAAGCUACAUCAUCCACAUUCUACUCGCUGAAACUCACUUCAGGGCAGAUGUACCUUUAUAAUGAUAGUCUGUACCUUGCCGAUGAGAUCCGGAAACUAGUCGAAGAACAUGCACUCUCCAAACUCCAGCCCGACGUUGAAGCUUUGGAGAAAUUCGGCAAACUUGCGUAUAGCAAAGAGAUGCAGACGCAACGCACUAUCGUCACAGAUCUGCUUGACGGAGCCCAAGGAUUUGGACAAUGCUCCGAGCAGCCAUUCCAGGCAGACUGUGAGAAUUCUGUUAGCGCAACCGUCGACCGAAUUCGCGACGUUUACAAGGAAUGGCAACCCAUACUGUCUCAUUCCGCGCUGCUCCAAUCAGUUGGAUCGCUCUUAUCUACUGUGAUCAACAAGGUAGUCAUCGAUAUCGAAGAUUUGGGUGAUAUCUCGGAGGAUCAGUCACGGCAACUGGUCUCCUUCUGUAACCAACUCUCAAAAUUGGAGGACCUGUUCAUGCGUGAGACAGAUGGUGAUGCCGAGGCAAUACCCGUCACUGCCAUCUACGUUUCAAGCUGGCUGCGUUUCCAAUAUAUGAUCAAUAUUCUAGAGAGCUCCCUCGCCGAUAUCAAAUUCCUUUGGCUCGAAGGAGAGUUGGGCUUAGAGUUCUCUGCUGACGAAGUGAUUGACCUGAUCGAGGCCUUGUUCGCAGAGUCUGAUCACCGGCGACGUGCUAUUGCAGAGAUUCGAAGAGCGCCUAGAUGA
Penicillium roqueforti is the source of this 2496-nucleotide messenger RNA. RefSeq lists its product as uncharacterized. Gene Ontology annotation, cellular component: RZZ complex. The transcript is spliced from 3 exons. NCBI's taxonomy places the organism in Eukaryota, Fungi, Ascomycota, Eurotiomycetes, Eurotiales, Aspergillaceae. The record is from RefSeq and is a predicted model, not a curated record. Gene Ontology annotation, biological process: endoplasmic reticulum to Golgi vesicle-mediated transport; mitotic spindle assembly checkpoint signaling. The coding region runs from base 1 to 2496 and encodes 831 amino acids.